GGCCCCACCGCCGGCGGCGCUCGGGGGGCGGCGGCCGCUUCAGCGCGAGCGCUCCGCACAUCUUUUUCUAUCCAAAGCUCAUUAACCCCCGUGUCCCUUUGCAUUCCAGUUUGGAGGUGUAAUGUCUGCUGAACUACAGAGAAACCAUCAGAAGGCUGCUGCGGUAGUUCUUGAGGUCUGCGCUACUCUGCUCCGGAGGCAGAAGCUUGUGUGGUUCCUAUGCAGAAAAGCCAUCAGUGAUGACACUGAAGUAGAUCACACAUGAGAGUCCUCAAAAUGAGGGGAAACUGUCUGCUGCUGUAGCCAGCACCUGUCUCUUACCAAGCUGUUGUGUCCUCCACUCAAGAGACACUAAGAGCUGGCAGGAUGAGUUCCAGCUCACCCUCUGCACGUGACUUCUACCACAGCAGCAGCACAACAGCUAAACCAGAUGCAGGGACAACUCUGGACGCAUCUGUACCAGAAACAGCUACUGUGAGCCCUGAGACUACUAGCUUCAACAGCACCAAAAUCCCAGAUGUGGCCAGCAAUGGGCCCAGCAUGAGCGCCAUGCUGCUGUCCUUUGGGAUCAUUACUGUGAUUGGGUUGGCUGUAGCUAUGGUUCUGUAUAUCAGGAAGAGGAAGAGGUUGGAGAAGCUACGGCACCAGCUCAUGCCAAUGUACAACUUUGAUCCCACCGAAGAACAGGAUGAACUGGAGCAGGAGCUCCUGGAACAUGGGCGAGAUGCAGCAUCUUCCCAGGCAUCACAGAGCAAGCCUUUCUCAAAGACAGAGCCCGCAGGGAUAGUUGGAACAGUUCCAGGAGCAGGAAUUCUCCUCAACAGGCCUCAGUUUUCACAUACUUGACACUUUCAGGUAACCUGUAGCAAGCUUGGUAUGGGCAGAAGGGAAGAAAGAAGAAAAUAAAUACAACUGUAAUUAUAAAAUUAUUUACUUUGAGGGAUGCUUCCCAACCUGCCAAAGAACAUGCAGGAGAUGUGUUAGAAUAGGGAAGGUAAACAACAUAUUCCAUAUGCCAUUUUAGGAAAGCAGAGAAAUACAGAUGUAUGAAAGCAAAGGAUCCUGUCCUCUGAGCAGUAUGUACAGGGAAAACAUCAGGUUUCUCUAUCAGAGCAAGCAGGAUUUCCCUUCAGGUAGUAAAGAGGGGAAAUAACAAGGCUGGAAUUAAACUCAGAACAAUAAGAGUGUAUCCUUCCUAUGUAGUGCUUGGCCAGCAGAAUACCUGUGUUCCCUCUGGAGCUUGCUAAUGAACAGAUACCUCUACUUGGACAGCACACUAGUUUAAUGGCUUACUGUAGCAAGAGAAGCAGUCUAAAAUAGCAGCCAAACUUAAGUUUCUGGCAUGUUUCCAGGCAUUCUUGAGGUUUCAAUUCUUUGCAUGCUGUCUUGUGUAUAUAAAUGGUGAAACACACAUAGCAAGUCUUUGCAGUCCUGGAAAAAACUACACCCAGUAAUCCAAUGAUGUGGGUAUUUUAAAUUGUCAUGGAUGUGGUGACUUGUUCUCUGGCUUGUAUUUUUCUCAUAGCCUUCUUGAUGCCAUGUUAUUAUAUCAGCCCCACCUUAAGAGGAGAGCAGAAUAAAAAAGAGUAAUAGAAUACAAUAGUGCAGUUGGAACAAAGAUCAUCAAGCCCAACUGCCUGACCACUUUAGGGCUAACCACGAGUUAACAUACAUUACUGAAGGCAUUGCCCAGAUGCCUCUUGAACAAUGACAGGCCAUGGGGCACCAACCAGCACCAACCUCUCUGGAAUGCCUGUUCCAGUGUUUAACUACCCUCACAGCAAAGAAAUUUUCCCUGCUGCCCAGUCUGACCCUCCCAUGGCACAGCUCUGUGCCAUUCCCCUCCUACCGUUGGCUCCAAGAAGCAGAGUGUGGCACCUCCCUCUGCUUUCCCUCCUCAAGGAGAUGCAGAGAGCAGUGAGGCCACCUUUUCUCCAGACCGGACAGCCCAGGUGUCCUCACAGAACAUGCCUCCCAGCUCUGUUACCAGCUUUGCUGUCCUUAGUAAGGGGCUGGAUCUAGUUACAGUGCUGCACAGCCUGUGCCCAGGGCCGUGCACCAAGGUAAGGCACACUUGCUGGGUCUCAUCUUUCACUGCUUCAAUGCAGAUUCUGCUGACGAGUCAAGGAGCCCUCCAAAGACCCAGCCGUCUUGUGUUCACAGACGUUGCCAAUGCCAUCAAUGCAUGAACAGUACCUGCCCCUGCUCUGGGAUUGUGCCAAGAUUGGGGAGGAUGGAGCCACCAAACCAGCAACUUCUCAUGAGUGUGGCUGAGUCACGGAGCCCAGCUGGUCACACUGCUGGGUUGUGUUGCAGAUGGGCACACGCACCGGGAACAGACACCACUUGGGAAGGAAACCCUUUACGAUGGCAGUAGCAGUUUUUGGUGUGUCCACUACUACUACUACAAGGUCCUGAGCUGCCGUGCUGCUCCAGGUUCUGGGCUGGUGCUGACUGACACCAUCUACCAAGCUGUGUGCUUAGAAAUAGUGCUCGCUCUGUUGUAGAUUAACUUAUCCGAGCACGUCUGCGUGCUCUCUGGAUCAAGGAAAGAGGAGAGAUGCAUGUUCCAGAUAGCUUACCUGUUGGCUUUAUGCCACCAGAUCCCAACGAGAGCAGUGAAUGAGCCUCUGUGCAGCAACCACAGCAUUGGCAGACCCUGGAAGGGUGGCUGGUGGCAAAGCCUCCUUCAUCUGGGGAAACUGAUGGUCAUAGCUGAGUGGUAAAUCAGAGGCACACAGGAGGAAAACUCAUACCAUGGGCUUUUCCCCUUGUGGCUUGUGUGAUGCUGAUAAAUGCGUGCCUGGGCUGGCACUGCAGCAUGGGGAGUUCGCUAGUUCUAAAAUGCCAAAUGAUGAACAUCUGGCUGGUAACACCCUAACUGAGGAAUUGGCUGAAUAUCCCACAUUAAGGCUGCUGUGUGGAAAGAGGAGAAUCCACAUAGCUGUAGGCAGGGCUGCCAUGUCUGGCUACAUGACUCCCUGCUGCUGACCUAGGAAUGGUGGUGCCCGUGCCAGAUAGAGGAGUCAAGCAGAACUGGGGCUCUGGUACCAUGUGUCCUGCCUGCUUCAGCUCAGGGAAGUUUUACUGAGCAGAGAGAAUAUUAAGCCUUGAACUUUUUUCUUUUGAAUGAGGAAAAACAGGUCUUGGCUCUGUGUUGCAAUGUCUGCCCAGAGGUGGCUGAACAUCUGGUUACUUCCUUACCUGAUAGACCUGCAGAGUCUUCUCCCUGCUGAUGUUACUUGCUAAUGCAGAAGGUGGGUCUUGGCAGGUAAGCCAGUAGCUCUCCUGUAAGCCUGAAGCACCUCUCAGCCAGUGUUCCCUUCAGGGCUGUGGGAGGGAGUGCAGAGGGGUUUCCGGCCACGUUGGUGUGCAGCAUGAGUGCUGUUCUCUGCAGCCUUUUUGAUGGCCACCAGCCCAGGGUGCUGCUGGCCAGCACAGAGGCUAGGAAAUGGCAGCAGGGUCCAGGCUGUGCUCUCAUACUGUAAACAAAGAGCAUGGCAGAAAGGACUACUGGAGGGUCCGGUAUGGCCAUGGCAUUGGGCAGAUGCCAUGUCCCCCCUGUCCUGCUCCUCAGCCUUGAAACUGCAGAGAUUAAAAAAAAGGUAUGUGCUUCUGUUCACCCUGGUUGGCCAUCAAUGACCAGGGGGAAGGAGUGCUCCUUUUUGGUAACCUCUUGCAGAGAUCAUCUCUCACUCCUAGAUGGGUGGUGGCUUUAGGUCCCUGGAGGUGAAUGCACAAGUCAGACUGUCUCACUGCUGUGUUCAUGGUGCUCUGCACACACAGCCUGCACACAGGCAUCAGUGCCCAGCUAUGUACUGAUCACUGUUGAUAUUUUUGUUUGGUUUUGUUUUUUGUUUGUUUUUUUGUUUUGCAGCACCUGCUUUUGUCAGAUCCUAUUCCAUCCACAGCACUAGUUAACAGGGAAUCAGGGCCAGCCAAAAUCUGAAUGCAGAUCUAAAGGUGAGCUUUUUGUAAGAAGGUGUUUCACUAGUGGCAAUUCAGGUAACAUGCUUUGCUGCAAGCUUGGGCCUCCAAGCUAGUUUUUGUUCUCUUAAGUGCUGUAUUUUGCUCCCCACUGUGAUUUUUCUUCUUUCAAACCCUUUUCUGGACACAUGCCACUGACCCCUGCAGUGAACAGCUCACCAGCCCUGCCUUCUUCAUUGACCCAGCUUCCCUCUUGACAUUUCUGCAGGACUAAGUUGCUUUAAUUUUUCAGUCUCUCUCUUCCUUUUAAAGACCAGAGAGCUAUGGAAGGGAAGUAUAGAAGUGUCAGCACCUGUAGAAAAUGGCCUGUCCUCAACGCCUGGUACGGUAUGGCAGGAGGCAUUCCUGGGUUGCUGGUGUUGGCACUCUGAGGAGACUGUUGGAAGGAGGGUGCGGGUACAAAUAUUCCAUGUAAUCUAAAUUUGGAGGCCACUGUCUUCGGGUCUUCCCAGAAGUUAUGCUUACGUGAGCAGCUAAAAAAGCAGACACGUUCCCUCAGCCCUAACUUCCAUCUCUUUCUCACCUCCAAGUGCUCACUGAGAACAACCAGCUGCAGAGACUUCAGGUUCCUCCCUUCAGCAGCAGGCACUCAUUGCCUGUCACACUCCUGUGCCCUGCAGCAGGGCACGGACACGAGUGGUGGCAGUGGUGCAUGGCUGUCCCAACCUGCCAGCAUUCGAUCCCUCUAAUUCUGGGAUGGAAACUUGUGUUGUUGGUGUUGUCAUUAUACACUCCACAAAAGGCAACCAAUGGUGGGCUGUUUCCUCAGACCACUGUGCAGUGCUGAGCAGUGCACGUGCCAGCUGCAGCACAAAACCACACGCCUCGUUCUGCAUCAGUGCUGAGAUAAACCUUGUGCAACAGACACUCCUGCAGAGGAGUUCUCUUCAACUCUUCUUCCUGCAGCAGUAGGUUUUGUCCUGUGAUGACUGCCCUUGGGUUAAAGAAGUAUGGAAAAUAAGGUUAAAAGAGUAUUAUGGGUAUUUGCUGGGCUUGUGCUGGAGUAUUCUUUUAGUUCAGUAGCACCUUUGCUCACAGUUCUUGGAAGUAUAUGUGCAACCUAGCAGAAGCAUUAUGAUGUAAUUGAAUUCAAGUGUUCUGUGUUUUAAGCAUCGAAAUACAAUGACAGAAUUUACAUGAAA
This is a messenger RNA of Gallus gallus (chicken), 5129 nucleotides long. It is a transcript of the gene C3orf18, whose product is annotated as C3orf18 homolog. The coding region runs from base 367 to 846 and encodes 159 amino acids. The transcript is spliced from 7 exons. Lineage: Eukaryota; Metazoa; Chordata; Aves; Galliformes; Phasianidae. The record is from RefSeq and is a predicted model, not a curated record.